Prorocentrum cordatum is the source of this 2066-nucleotide messenger RNA. The record is from the annotation of a GenBank genome assembly. Lineage: Eukaryota; Dinophyceae; Prorocentrales; Prorocentraceae.
GUGGGCAAACUUUCAGUUCCAGCAAAGGAUUUCGAGGCCCCGGCCUUGGUGUUCAGGUCCUACCCUCAGUUGCAGAAGGGCGCAUUUCAAGCCAAGGGGAAGUACAUCAUCACGUCUCCCGUCAGCCUGAGCCAAGGGGGGAGUUACGGGGGGUGCUGCUGGGAGAGUCCACGGGAGACGGACGGCCGAUCAGGGGGGUCCGGGUUCUUCUGGGAAAAUCUCGGGUCCGAGGUAAUCGGAGUUUGCGUCGGGGGCUCAGUCGGGCCGAACGACUCAGGUCUAGAGACUAAUCUCACUAUGGGGUCUGGCAUCGGGCGGCGCCUCCGACGCCGCGCUGAGCAGCGCGUGUACCUCGGGGAUCACCAGGGCUCUGAGUUCCAGGACGAGACGUUUCAGGACCAGGGGAGGCUCGACAGCGCGGGGCUGGAGGUGGCCGACACGGGCCAUGAUCUCGACAUCUAUCUCAUCUACCUCCCCGGCCCUCGGGAGCGUCCUCGCACGAUGACCGACCGGAUGCAGAAUCAGCAGGAGUCGGCCUGGGUGUAUGGAGCGACCGUGACGUAUGUGCCGGACAACCUCAGCAAGGCCGAGAAGGGAUGGGCCUGUUUGGCAGGAUGCGUGCUCUACUGGGCCGGGCGCAUGGCGGAAGAGUUUGGCACGAUGUGCCGCACCAGGCGCCUUUGGCCGACCAACUUGCCCAAGUCGCUUCGUCGUCUUCCGGAGGCGUGCGAGACGUGUUGGCGCCCUCCUACGCUCGUGGGCGAUGCUGCCAACGCAUCGGGCAAGUGGUUCGUGUGCAGCGGGUGCGCGAUGAGGGUCGCGUGCCAGGAGCUGAAGCCUACCGAGGGGACCGUCAAUGAGCAGAGAAUGUGCCUGUGCAAGAGGAAGGGCGCGGCCUGCACGCUGUGCGGACAGGGCUGGUCCCAGGCGGGCAUCGAUCCGCAGUGGCAGGCCUUGGUGAGCGUGCCCGAGCCGCCUCCCAGGGCCGACAGGGCUCCGAUGCCUCUCCAUCCCGGCAUGGUGGCUGGGGGGCUGGCAAGCGGCUCGUUCCUGGAGGCGCCUCAACAGUCGGGAUGUCGGCGGGUGGCGGAGGACGCGGCGAGGGUAACCGAGCCUUUGCAGAAGGACCGGGCGGAGCAGAGGUCUGCAGCCGCAGCCGCUCGCAGGGGAUCAUCGGUGAAGCGCCGGCAGGAGAGCGACCUGGAGGCCAUGGACACUGACGUGCGAGAGCUACAGGCCAAGACCGAGAAGGACGUGAGGGACAUGGUCGAGCGCCAGUUCGGGGAGUUGAAGACCAUGAUGCAGGGCGUGAUGGCUUCGCAGGCGUCGCAGCAGGAGGGGCUCGAGCGAGCCGCGAACGCCGUCACGGAGCAGAUGGCGGCGAUUGCGACGGCACAGGGCCAAGCACAGGAGGCCAGCCGACUGAUCAAGGCUAUCGCGCAGGGCAGCCCGAGCAGCAAGGCAGACCCAGUCGGGGUCAAAGCCGCUGCAGUCGACUCAACCCCCGAGACGGAGGUCAAAUCGCCACCGGCGCAGGCGACGCCACAGCAGGCGCCGCAGGCGGGAUAUCCUUCGUCAUCGGGCCAGCGGAUGACAGAGCCGCAGCCCCAGAGUUCCCUGCCUCUGGCGGCGGGGGCACCACCGGGAGUGAUCCCAUCGCAGUGGGUAUGCAUCGGGGCGGCACCUCUCGACGGCAAGAGCGUGCCACCGGCGAUGGCCUCCCAGGCGUUGCUGCGCGAGCAGGCAGCGAUCAACGCGGGAGCGCCUCAGUCGACGAUGCCGCCAGCGCUGGGAGGGUACCCGACGUAUGGACCAUCGGUCCAUCCGAUGGUGGCGAAUGCAGCGCCACCUCGCAACCCGAGCCGCCUCUACACUGCGGACCAGGUGGCGAUCGGCUUGACGGCGGCGCUGACCACGGACGCCAGCAUCUCGCUCCCGGUGACGGACGUGUCAGCUCCACAGACAGCGCCGGGCCCCUAUGCCAAGAGCAAGGCCCCACCGUCGAAGAGGCAGGACCGCGAGGACCCGUGGGCCCCGGGACCAGAGCAGGAGGCCGCCGAGAAGAG